This is a messenger RNA of Colletotrichum lupini, 450 nucleotides long. RefSeq lists its product as uncharacterized. Lineage: Eukaryota; Fungi; Ascomycota; Sordariomycetes; Glomerellales; Glomerellaceae. The coding region runs from base 1 to 450 and encodes 149 amino acids. The record is from RefSeq and is a predicted model, not a curated record. The transcript has 5 exons.
AUGUGCUCGUCCAAGGGGACCUCUGAGAUGGAACUACGUGCUAGUCGCCGCCCCCAUUGCUUUUUGGCCUGGACUUUGACUGUCGAUCGCCAACCACUACCGGGUCUAACACUGCGCUUUCUCCUAAUAACCACGACUAAGGCGACAGCCUCGAACGCUGAAUACCGAUUACUGAACAUUACCAUAUGUACUAAAAACCAUCGGAAUGGUCUCGCACCAAUUGCGAUACCAUUUACAUUACAGCAUAUUAGGGCAACACGAUAUUUCGGCCCCAUCAUACCUGUCUGGCACAAGCUUACAGACACGUUCCAAAACGCCACUAGCAAAUCAACCCAAAUUGGCGCAAUGAAGAUCUUCGGAAUUAUCGGGCACUACCAAGGAGUUUUUGGGCCGAGGGAUCUCUCUCCCGAACUUUACAAAUCUUACCAGACCCUUAUCCUCGGAACAUGA